AGUCCGCCCCCUCAGGCUUGCUUCAAACCAUCCAUCACCUCUAUCUUUUCUAACAUAGUUGACAUGGCGAGUCAGGAUAUGUACGCUUUGGCAGAUUUCUGCCUGAACCCCAUGGGUACUGAAGCAUCUAUCGCGGAAUACGUUGCCGAAUGUGUACGAGUAGUCAAGAAGUCGGGUCUCAAAUAUCAUGUGCAUGGCUAUGGAACGAACAUUGAGGGUCCCUGGGACGACGUCGUCAAGGCUGUUCAGGAAUGCCAUGUAGCUGUACAUGCCAAGGGUGCCCCUCGCAUCCAUACGGAUUUACGUAUUGGCACUCGUGUCGACCACAAGAUCGUCCCCGGCACGGGCAUUGAGAACCAAGUGAAGCGGGUCGAAGAGAUCCUCGCGAAGGAGUGAAGUUUAUGACUGCGAAUGCUGAGUAUGGAAUGGGGGAAUUUUGAAUUGGAUGGACAAAAAUUGUACAACAC
Messenger RNA from Somion occarium, 467 nucleotides. The record is from the annotation of a GenBank genome assembly. Lineage: Eukaryota; Fungi; Basidiomycota; Agaricomycetes; Polyporales; Cerrenaceae.